AUGGACGCCUUAAUAUCUGGUGUGUUGCUAAUUCAUGGAAAGUACUUUUCUAGUUUUAAUACCCAUUCGCAAAUGGAAGAAUUCAAAUUUUGUUCAUCGGUUUUUGAUUUGUGGAUUUUGUCUUUGGUACGCUGUUGUACUUUACUUGGUGCCGUCUUUGGAGUACUGUUUUCUAAACGCAAAAUGGAAGCAGUUUCUAGAAUUACUGCAUUUAAGAAACCUUGGCUUUAUUACAGUGUUGGAGUUGUUGUCUUCGUUGUAACCAAAUUCCUUGUGAGCACGGAAUGUAACUUGGACAGAACAUCGAAGAUUUGGUUUUUGUCAUUCCUGGGAUGGACUGUAGUUGGCACAGUGAUUGCUAAUGGUCUUUGGUAUUUCCUCUCUAAAGUCAAAAUUACGGCCUUAUCUUCAGAACAAGAAACUGGUUCGAUACAAGGAAGAGAGGGUCUCCUCACUUUUCACGACUUUCAAGAUUCAGAAGAGAGUGACACCAAUGGGAAGAAAAACAAUAUUUCUGCUUGGAGACUGAUGUCUUAUUGCAAGCCAGACAUCCCCUACAUUUCUUUCGCAUCUGUUUUCCUCUUACUUGCAGCAACUGGUGAAAUAUUCAUUCCAUAUUAUACAGGACAGGUCAUAGAUGCCAUUGCCAUUGAUAAGGACAAGACCAAGUUUAUGAAUGCUAUUCUCAUUAUGACCCUUAUAUCACUUGGCACAGCAAUUUCAGCAGGCUUGCGUGGUGGGCUGUUCAACUUGAUUGCAGCAAGAUUUACCAGGAGAAUCAAUAAUGUUUUAUUUGGCUCUAUUGUGAAACAAGAAAUUGGAUUCUUUGAUAGUACAAAGACAGGAGAUAUUAUCUCACGUCUGAGCUCAGACACUACAAAGAUGUCCGAUCAAGUUGGAUUAAACAUCAAUGUGUUUCUGCGUAACUGUGUCCAGUCCAUUGGUACAUGUGUUUUUAUGUUCAAACUCUCUUGGAAGUUAACUACUGUAACUCUGGUUGGCUUGCCCUUGGUUGCAUUUAUCUCAGACAUUUAUGGAGACUACUAUAAGAAGUUGGCAACAGAAGUUCAAGAAGAAACUGCUAAGGCAAAUGAAAUUGCAGCAGAAGUUGUAUCUUCUAUGAAGACUGUUCGCAGUUUUGCAAAUGAGGAUGGUGAAUAUGAGCAAUAUAGGAACAAACAAGAUGCAAUAUAUAAACUUAAAGUCAAGGAGUCCUAUUUGUAUGGAGGAUAUCGAUGGUGCACUGAAAUCCUUUCCCUUGCCAUCGACGUCAUUGUUCUACUCUAUGGAGGUCAUUUAGUAAUGAAGGGAGAACUAAGUGGUGGAUAUUUAGUAUCUUUCAUUUUGUAUCUACUUCAGCUUAGCUUUUAUAUAGAUGAAGUAGGAGAGAUAUAUACAGGUCUUAUGGAGGCUGUUGGUGCCUCUCAGAAAGUAUUUGAACUCAUUGACCGAGAACCCAAAAUUCAGAACAGUGGCAUUGUGACUCCUAAUGAAGUUUCAGGUGAAGUUGAAUUUCAGAAUGUUUCCUUUGCAUACCCCACAAGACCAGAUAUUACAGUCUUGGAUAAAGUGUCGUUUAGCGUCAAACCAGGUGAAGUGAUUGCUUUAGUUGGUCCUAGUGGCGGUGGAAAGAGCACCUGCAUCAGUCUUCUGGAACACUUUUAUGAGCCAACUUCAGGUGAAGUUUUGAUUGAUUCAAUCCCAGUGAAGAAUUUUGAUCACAAAUAUUUGCACAACAAAGUGGCUCUGGUUGGUCAGGAACCUGUACUGUUUGCUAGGUCAGUCAAGGAAAACAUUACAUAUGGUCUUGGUAAUGAUGUUGAGAUUGACCAAAGCUUAGUCGAAAAUGUGUCCAAACUUUCCAAUGCACAUGCUUUUAUCAAUGAUUUGCCAGAGGGAUAUGAUACAGAAACUGGUGAAAAGGGCUUGCAGUUAUCGGGUGGUCAAAAGCAAAGAGUUGCUAUUGCUAGAGCAUUAGCUCGUAAUCCUCGAAUCCUCUUGCUGGAUGAAGCUACAAGUGCUUUAGAUGCAGAAAGUGAGCAUCUUGUCCAGGAUGCAAUUUACAAGAAUUUGACUGGCCACACAGUAUUGAUAGUGGCCCAUCGUUUGAGUACUAUCGAGAAAGCUGACAAAAUUGUUGUUAUUGAUCAGGGUCAAGUUAUUGCUCAAGGAAAGCAUGAAGAGCUAGUCCACCAAAAUGGACUCUACGCAAAGCUUGUGAGCCGCCAAAUGUUAGGGCUUGAAAGAAGGAAUUCUUCAACUGAUGAUACACUGCAUGUUGGGUUCAAACAUGUAGAUCAGAAUGAUUCAGAGAGCCGUAAUGGAAGCAGUUCUUCCUAUUCCUCUAGUCCACACUUCUCAGCUUUGUCUAGAAAGUGACCUUGUGGGCCUGUAAAGGAACUUCAGCAACAUAUAUUUUGGAUUAACUUUCAAAUUUAACUCGGAAGAUCUGCUUAUUAAUUAUCUCCACUUGCCACUACAAAUUUCUUGGUCCAUAACUUACAAGAAUUGGGUGUUGGAUUAAGAUAACAACCUCUAAGUAAUAACUUUGAGUCUUCUUGUUACCUGUUUUCUGGAUGAUGCAGGGAUAUUAUAGGGAGAAGUUACAUGUUAAAAGGGAAGAGGUUGAAGGGAAGGAAACCUUAAAAUUAUAAAUUUGGUUUGUCUGGUUAGAUAUUGGUAAUGGCAUAAAUUUGUUGAAAGAUGUGUCAAUGAGUCCUGUCAGCAUUUUUAAAUGCACGCAAGUCAGAUUUUGUGAGUUUCAAUAUUGAAUAGAGAGCAUGAAAAGUUAAGUUGCAUUUUAUUUUUAUCAAAUGCAGUUUGCAGAAAGUGUUUAUAUGGUGAAUCAAUUUGCUUUGAAAGAUUCAGAUUGAGUGUUUAGUAUGAGUUUCGAGUCUCUUUUGAGGAAUAUUGUAUAGAAAUUGAACACUCAUUCUGACAUGUUAUAAUCAACACCCUCUGCAUCUUAGAAUUUAUUUUAAUCAACUGUAUCUUAAAUUUCACACAGAUAAACUCACACUUACCUGUACUCUGGCCAACAAAAUGAUUACACAGAGUUGUUGAAACAUUAUACAAUUUUUUCAUGAUUGAAUAUCAUUUGGUUGUUUGCAGAAAACCUCCUUUUUUAAAAGCAAAAAUAAUGGUUGAAUGGGAAGAAGAUCAAAAUGAAUUACCUAUGAUGACAGGAAUUACACAGGCUAAUUUUUGAAGAUGUAUAGGCUAUAACAGGCUCCUGUAAUGGUUAUAAUGGUGAUGAAAAUUACCUUCCCAUAACAUCUUGUGGUGCAUUUUGACACACCAACCUGAGAAAUGAACAUCUGUCAACAAUAUUUUUGAUAAAAUAUCACUUAAACAUUUUGCAGAGAGGAACAAAGCCAUAAUUUUGAAAGUCAUCUGCAGUUUAAUUGUAAUUGCUUAAUCAAUAUAUGUUAAAGAAUGUUAUUUUAACUAUUUUGUGAGUUUAAGAUGUGACUCUUAGUCCACUGUUACAGUUUAAAUAAGUUAUAUAUUUUAAAGUUCUGUGACGAGAAUAAAGUUUGCCUCAGUCCCCAGCAAAGGCUUCCCGGUAUGAAUAAUCUUGUACCCAGGUCCUAAAAAGUAGAAAGUAGACGUAUGGAGACGUAUGGUGAAAUGUUAUCUGCCAUCUCGCUGGCUGUUCUUUUUGCUCUGUGCCAGGACCUAAACCUCGUUUUUCUACAUUUACUAGUCCUCGGUUGUAUGAGAUGACACUCGGAGAGAGACAUGGUUAUUAACUGCCGAACAUUCAUUUUGGAAAAGAUUCCAAACAGUAUAGAGAAGCUUUCCCUUUGACUCUUCCCUUUUUUCCUCGCCAAGUGUAUGUUUGGAGAACAGCUCCCUCACCGCAUCUGUUUUUCUAGCAAGAAAGAAAACUUAGAGGCAACUACAUUUUGAUUCUGCAUUUUGUGUACCGGUGAGCCAUAGAAUGAACAGACUCCGCGUUUUACCCUCCCCUUCCUGAUAACAAAUUAAUCCCAAACGAUAGCCUGUUUUACUAUCCCUCAAAGAUUCAAACCUGUGCAAAGUGCAUGACGGCAGAUGGGUGAAAUUAGGACAAAUUUUCUUAAUCACAAUAUUUCAGUCUUUUUUCAGUGCCGGAAAGAAAGAAAAACAAUAUCUCAAGUAAACUAUUUGUUCGCCGCGAUCGGUGUCUAAGUAACCAUUCUAAGCCGUUGUGGACUGGGUCGCAUUAUGAGUCACGUGACAGGAAUAUUGUUUCGAGCGCUUACUUUCAAAUCGACUUCGCAAGUGAACGGUUCGAAGGUGGAAUUUUUCAAGGCGAUAUUUUCACACAAAGGAAUAUUCAGCGUUCUUCAACACCCUAAUGAUAUAAAGUUCCAUACUUAAAAUGGACCCAUUUACUCAGGUAAUUUCUUCAACUCUUUGUUUGCUUGCGUUUUGAGGAACAGUCGUAAAUCGAGAAACUCAAGCGAAACUUGUCGUUAAAAAUACUUCAAGGGUACGCAGCUGGGGUCUUGUUCAUGUCCAAUGUUUUGUUUCUGUGAAUGAUAAUAAUGUACUUGUCGUUGGUUAGUUGAAACUUAAAUAGAUUGAAAUUGGGUGCAAGAGUUUAAUUUUUCGCCUAAACAGGCGAACAGAUGCUUUGAAUCUUACCACGUCGCUGUUGUACUGUAAUAAAGCUUAAAAUUAGUCUCUAACUUUCAGUUCAACAGAAGAAAAAUUAUAGAUAAAACGUAGCAUUUGUUUUUGGUGAUAAAAAUUCUUUGAUUAUUGAGUUGUCCUCUAUGUUUCUAAAACAGAUAUUUUUUUAACUUAACGUUCUUCCCUACGUGAUCUGCGAGAAAUCACUAGUACAUUCCAUUCGUUCCAGUACAACAGAAAAAUUACCGAUGCUUAUCUGAAAUGUAACUGUCAAAUCAUUUGAAAAAAGUAACCUAACAACAGCUCUUUACGGAAGUUUAAUCCUGUUUUACAAAAUGUUUUUUUUUAAUAAGUAAAGGCUAAUAGCUUGUUAUUAUAUUACGUGUAAGUUAUUUUCAUUCGUCGUGACAUUCUUCCCAAUUUCCUUCUAUCUAUCAAACCCUUUUCAAAAAAUAAAUUCUUACGGUUGAUAAUUUAUUUGUUUUUAACAGAAAUUAUUGGCAAGGACUCAGGCAAGGAAAAACCAACUUGUCAAAAAGCGUGAAGAACUUGAAGCAUGCAGAGCUAAGAGAAAUUCGCCCAUUCAUGAUAGAACUCGGCGUCCCUUGUCAGAAGACAACACUGACAGCUGCUCGGCUGAGGUGGAUACUGAUGACAUCAAAAGACGCAGAAUUGGCAGUGAGGACAGUGGCAAAAGUGCUAUUUUGCAAAAUUCCAAGGACAUUGAUGUUAAUAGCCCAUCAGUUCAGGUAAAUUGCCUGCAAAAUCAACUGAAGAAUAUCUACACUGUACCAGUGCACAGUGACGACCAUCAACUUCAAAUAUUAUAGGAUAAGCUGAUUUUAUCAACUGAGUUGAAAAUGUAAAUUGGCCACCAUAAAGAAUUUCUAAUGCUGAUGUUCAAGUGUUAGCCCUUCAUCCAAAAAAAAUGGAGGAGUUGUUGGUUAUGAGUUUUAAAUGCAAAAAAUGGAGCUACGCUAUUGGUGGAAACAGGGUAACAAGAAAAAGCAAGAACUAAUUGGUUGAGAGAAAAGUGCUUAGCAGGACUGCACAACUUUGUCUAGAGUUUUGUGGCUCUCUGAGCUGUCUAGAUGCAGGGAAAGGCCGCAGACUGUCAUAUGCUGUUUAGAAUGAUGAAGAAGAUUAAAGUCAAAUCUCAAAUAUUGUAGUCUAUUAGCAUGCACAUUGUCAAGUGUUACAUGUAGUUAAAGCCCUCAACCUUUAUGUUAAGGAGUGACCAAUUUGGAACUUCUUCCUUGUAAACUCGAUGCUCAUUUUGAGGAAGGAAAAAUUUCUAAGAGAAGGACCUUCCUUCACCAUUAAAAAAAAAAUUAUCCUUUUAGAUGCAACAUUGUAAUAGAUGCAUUUAUGCUAGAGACUUUAAUGUUGUCUAAGACGUUAAAGUCGUCUCGAGACGACUUUAAUGUCUCUAGCAUAAAAACGGCCAAUCUUUCUUUCAAUUAGGCAAGAAAAGAAAGGCUGAUGAAGAUGCAACAGAAAGAUCAAGAAAAUGGUGCAAGGCCAAAGAAACAUUGGAAAGCUGUAACCCAAGGAACUGGAGUGAACAAUUGCAAUGUCAGCAGCCCUAGUGUAGCAUCACGAUCUGAAGCAUUCCAAGCCAAUGCUGCAAAGGAUCAACAGAAGGUGAUUCGUUAUUAUAAUCAAUAACAUAAAUAUCCUUGUUUACUUGGCAUUUAAAACAUAUCUGGGAAGUAUUUUACAUUUUGUGAGACUGAACACAUUGAGCACCUACAAUAUGGGGGGCAAAAUUUACCUGUAACUUAUUUAUGCUAAUUUGAUGUUUGAAUGUCUUUUGUUUUCAGGAGAAUAUAAAGGACAAGAAAUAUCUUGAGCCUCAGGCAUCACAUACCCCUAGUAAACUGGCUGAGGCACGGAGUGUGUUUGAGAAUGGUGUGUCAACAAAAAGCAGAGUGAAUAUUGAAAAAGAGAAAUUUAUACCUCCCCCUAAGCCCCCAAGAGUGGCAGUCACUGAGGACAUUUCUGAUGAAAGUUCUGAAGAACAGUUGCAAGUAGCUAAGAGAAAAGCUCCAUCUCCACCAAAGAAUACUAAAGGAAACAAAGGCAGAGAUCAAAAUAGCAACUCUUUGAUCAAACGGAAAGCUCCAGAACCUCCUACAACUUGUCAGGAUCAAAGCCAGAUUAGGAAUGACAAUAAGAGUGAUAUGGCAAAAAUCAGCAAAGGUGCAGAUGAAAAAAAGAGUGCUAAAACAAGUCAAAGAAGUUCAUCCACUGAUGAGGAAGGCAAUGGAAACUUUCCCCCUGUUCCGGUCAAACGGGAAAGGAAAGGAAGUGUUGAUGAUUUAAAUGGUGUCAACAAAGCUGAUGGUGAUCUACCUAUGCCAAAACCACGAAAAAAAGUGAUUAACUUGAAUGAAGCAGGCAAUGAAGCACAGGAAAGAUGUGCUGACAAUAAGCAAGUGAAAGAAAAUAGAAGGGAAGAAACUUCAGAUGACAAAGUGACUAUUGUUGCCACUUCAGUUGGCAGUGAUGAAAGAGUGAAGCUGAAUCAUGGAAAGCAACUGACAGAAGAACAACCACAUGUCAUCCAGGCCUGUGUGGUUGAAGAGAAAAGCCCAAAAGUUGUUGUUGCAAACAGGGAAAUCACUGGAAGCAUUGUUACUGUCAAAGCAGUUUCCUGUGAUAACUCAGAAGAAAAAGGGAUUGAGAACAAAAGGGAAAAAACCAGAGUCAAUGCAGUGAAAGAAUCCAAAAUAGAGAAACCUCCAAGUGCUGCCAAAGUAGCUGACCAGGAUUCCAAACAGGCGGUAACACCUGUUGUGUGGGAGAAACAGGCCCAAGGCUCUUCAAAGAAGCCAAGAAAAUCUACUAAAAGAGAGGAGUUUGCAUUUAAAGUUCCUAAAAGACCUACCAAAGAGUCCCACUUUGAUCCAAAUGAAACUAUCAACCUUAAUGAUGUAAACAUUCAUGAAAUGACAUUCACCUUUGACUUUGGUCAGUUCGAUGAACUUGAGAAAGAGAGGGAGGGCAUUUUUCAAAUGAGCUAUGAAGAGAAGUGUAAACAGGUACGGUGGCUGAAGUUGUUUUUUCUUUUCAUCAUUUCUGUAUCUAAAACUGUGAUCCAUUAAUCUUUGAUAUUUAUUGAACUUUGCAUUAUAAUGUCAUAAGCAGUUAUUUUUAUUUUUCUAAUUUGGUGAUAUGCUUUGCACAUGUGAUAAGCACUCUAAGCUGAUCCAGAUUUUAAUACUGUAGCAACACUCAUCACAUAAUAUUUUUUCAAUAAUUAUUCCAUAUUACAUGUACAUGUCUCAUUUUUAUUAGGUUCUGAGAAACUUAGCCCUUAACUCUUUACCACAUUUCCAGGUUUUAGCCUGUCAUACUAGGCCAUGUAUUUGUUACGUUGAAUAAACCUCUUGGCCUUCAAGACAUUUAUCCCAUCAUGGGAACUUACUAUUGACACAUUUUAUAGAGUGCUGAGCUUUGGCUUCACCUGUAUGUAUUAACCUUGUGUUACCUUAUUUUGUUCCUUUUUGUAAGCUUGAGAAAGAACAAAAGAGAGAAGAGAGGAAGAGGAAAGAAACUGCUUCAACAUCUUCCAUGGAGUCUGAUAGAGAGGAAAGAGGCACCUACCAAUCUGGAUACAACAGCCAGACUAGUGAACAAUAUGCUACCAAGACAGUACACACGCCUAAACAGCCAGUACCACAGAGACCAAAGAGAAUACAAGAUGAGAUUAAAGUAUGCUUGAAAAAGAGUACAUGCAUGAAGUCCACUUAAUUUACAAUUCAGCAUUUACCACUGAUUUUUUAAAAUUCACAUCCUCUCUGUGCCCCUUGCCCUUUCAUUCCCACAAGUCAUAGAAAAGGAGUUUCUUGUCACUAUAUCAAUAUAUUCUCAAAGAGAAUCUGCCUUCAGGAGUGAAUGUGUCUGCUGACUUGAAAAAAUUUUUUGAAGAGGUCAGUAGACAUGGGAAGAAAUACAGUACAAGAAAAGGGAAGGAAAGACAAUAAACCAAUAUUUAUUUUAAAUUUGUUAUAAAUAAAGUUCUUAGAUUAAUGGUUAAAUCUGUCUUCAUAGGUCCUCCUUGAGGAGGCAGCAUACCAACAGAACAUUGUCCUUCAGGCAAGUCAAGCUCUGAAUUUGUGUGUUGUCAAUGACAUCACCUUUAAAGGUUCCCGGGAAGAAAUUGAAGCAGAAAAAGUGUUAUUACUUGCAAGUAGGUGCACUUGUGAACAAUGUUAUCGCAUUUCAUCGCUGAAAUUCUCUACAUACUUGUAUGCAAUUGUCUUUGACUAAAUAUAGAGUAACUGAUAUACUCAUCUGUAUCUCAAUUGUAGGAGCAUUGAGUAAUCAGAAUUUAUAUUCUUCCUCUAAACACAGCAUUAAAUAUUUAAUCCCAGACUAUCAGAAAGUGUGUAAAAAAUACUUUAUUUCUUAUAAGUUUAUUUUGACAUAUCAUUCUUUAUUAUGAUAUACUAUUAUUAUAAUUUAAUUAUCAAUAGUAUAGUUGCAAAAUUACUCACUUUCUAAUUCUAACAAAUUUUAUUGUAAGCUGAGCACAGAACAGCAUGUCUAGAUGAGGUCAACAAAUUGAAAACUGGUGGUGCUGAAGGUGCGCAGGAAUUUAAAGCAACAAAUGUUGGUUCUGAGAUGCCAGCAUGUACAGCAACCUUAUCCCUGUCAGGUGACUGUCUAAUAGUUAUUUGACCUUGGUUUAACUGAUGACAUGAACAUUUUUCUCUUUAGGCACAAUUGAAAUUCUCUAUUGAGACGAUUUAAAAAAUUAUUUAUUUCAUAGAUAUCAAAAUUACUCUUCAUCAAGAAUUUAUGGACAUGCUGAGAGUGGGCAUCAGAAAUGGUAAGGUAACAAUUAUAUCCCCUUUUGCUGAUCUUCAACUGUAGUAUGUGUAACCUUCUAAAUGCUGAUCUCCUGUUGGUAGUAGGAGUGGGGAGAACAUUAACCCUUUCACUUCCAAGAUCUAAUUAAUAAUUCUCCUUACUAUCUGCCAUACAAUUCUUAUGAUGUUAGUUCAGAGAAUUUGGCAUUGGAUCAACUAAUAAUCCCUUGGUGACAUUCUUCUCUAUUCUCAUCACCUGCCUGCUUGAUAUUGUAUUGAUAUUGUAAGGAGAAAUUCUAUCUUGGUCACUUGUGGGAGUGAAAGGGUUAAGUUGUACAUUUGUGUAUAGAGUACAAUAUGAAGAAUUAAAGUACCAGUAGGGGAAUUGACCUUAAAGAUCUUGCUAAAUUUACAUAUACAGUUUGUUCAGGAAGGAAUCAAUGGAAAUUUGUGAAUUACAGUGCAAUUUACAAGCUUCCCUGGAUGUUGACAUUUGGAACUGGUCAAAUAUGUGUUUCUGUAAAUAAGAAAGCUGAUUUUGUUUGAUGUUUGUUUGUCAGAUCUUGGUGUGUUUUACUUUGUCUGCAUCGUCCAACAUGGGCCACAUGAGUUUUACUGUUCUAGAGUUUUAUCAACAAAUGAUGCCACUGAAGGAAACUUUCUGAUGUUCCCUGACAAGUUUACUUGGUAAGUGAAUUUUCAUGUUAAAUGGUGUUUUGAUCACUGCAAGGCUGUUUAAUCUUAACCAGCACCAUGAGGAACUGCAGGUUACAGUGGUUUUUUACUAGGCAACUUGUAUAGAUGUGCGUAACCUUGAGCCCAGGCACUAAGAUUGACCAGACCCCUAUAACCCUCUAAGUUUCAUGCCAUUAAUGAAUUGGGAAAUUUUCAAGAGUGUGCCUGAGAUCUUGUGUUAUUCUAUUUGCUGUCACAGGAAGGACCUUAAACCAGAUUUUACUAUAGCUGUGAAGCUUUUCUGCAUGGUAAGUUUUAACUUUUUAAUACUCUUAACUUUGGUCCACAAAAUAACAAUCCUACAACUCACAAAAUGAGAUCUGCAAACUCAACUAUCAGGCUCAAUUCCCACUGUUUUCAUAUACCAAGGAAGAUAGAGAAUAUUUUUCUAGUGCAUUGUAAAUGCAAAAUUUCAUAUAUACAUCCAGAUUUUUGAUCAUAAGAUUCAAAAGUUAAGUAUUAUUUAGAAUAAUUUUAAUUGAGUGUUUUUUUUUCUUCAGAAUGUGAAAAAGACACUAAUGUCUGCACCUGUAUCCACUCCUACCAAACACAAGAUCUUCCAAUCACCUAAAGUGGUGAAAGGGAAGCUUGCUGGUGUAAGAAUAAGAAUGAUCUUUAUGUAUACUAUAUGAUUAAUCUUCAAAGUUGUUUUGCAUGCAGAAAAUAAGAAUGAGGGAUCUCUUAGGUACAGGUGUCAAACAUUUAAUUGGUAAUUCAGGCCUUUCAGUCAGUUUUGAAGCAGCCUCUUACAUCCAAGAUAUGUGGGCAAGUGUAACUUAACAACAACAAUUAACAUCUUCACCCAUAACAAUGAGUGAAACAAGAAACACAGGUUACAGCCCUGAGUAAUAAUUAGUUUUGCAAAUAGUUCUGGGGUGUAACAUUCAGCCUUCGUCAUUCACAUGCUUACUCACUGAGAUUCCUUUGUUUGUCUGCUUUUUCCAUUCAGCGACGUGCAUCUGACACUCCUUCACCAGGUAAGUACUUUUAGUAAGUAAUUCAGGUAAUUAUUAAAAGCUCAUUAAUAACUGAUAGAAAUCCUGAAAUAUAUUUUCAGCGACUCAAGUUUCAGCGUCACCACAAACAGUGUUCAGAACUAGUAGCUUUGUGCCUGUUGGAGUGACACAUGUCAACCUGCCAAUCAUCAAAUCAAAACGAUUUUCUCUUGAUAAGGUGUGUUAAUAUAUUUCUUUGUCAAUAUAAUAGAAGUUAGGGAAGGAAGAAUGUUGACUAUGAUGGCAGCAACAAGAGCCUUUGCAGCAGUCAGAUCUGAGUCCAUUUAAGAACCCCUUUGCUCUAGGGGACUCCCUACUGACUCAUAAGAAGCAGAAAGAACUGCAGCAAUGCAAUAAUGUUUUAUUAUUACUAUAUAUGGUUUUUGAUGGAUUUUGUAGCUCUCAAAAUGAAAAAUGCAUCUGAUCAAACCCAUCUUUUGAUUAUGUAUAUGGAGUUUUUAAAAAUGCCACACUAGUUUGCACUAUUGAGAACUUGCCUUUAUUUUAUCAUCAGGUGCCUGACACUUGUCCUUUGGCAAACUUCUUGGAAAUGAAAGUUGACUGCUCUCCUCAAUACAGCAGCAGUGUCAAUGGAUUUCUGGUAGGGGCCUAUGUGUACUUAUGGUGGAGACUGCUAAAAAUCAGUGUUUUAAUAGGUAAUAUAUAUACAAGGUACCAAGAUUGCAGGCAAUGGGGAUGAACAAUAUCCCUCACUUUGUGGGAAAAGCACAUGUUGUCAGCCAUAGAAAAGAUGUCAGGAAGAAAGGUGUUCCUCUUGCUGAAAAUCUUUUGUAGAGAGCAUUGAUGUUGUACAUUUUAUCAUGUCACUUUGGAGCAUGGAUGUAGGAGAUGCAGUAAUCUAAUGGUCAGUGCACUGGACUCAGGAUUGAGAGGUCCAGGUUCAAAACCUGGCUGCAUCAAUGUGUUGUGUUCUUGGACAAGACACUUCACUCUCACUGUGUCUCUCUCCAUCAAAAAGUAUAAAUGGGUUCUACUGAAUUUUCCAGGAAGCCCCUUAAAAUGCUGGUGGGUAACCUUGCAGUGGACAAUCAUCCUAUCCAUGAGGGAGUGGUAAUACUCUUAGCUACUACAUGCUACAUGGAAACUGGGAUAAGCUCUAUGGGUGGGUCAAUAGGCUCCAGUACAGGCUUUACCUUUUAGGGUCAUGGAGAGUUUUGAACAUCUAUCAUUACAGGUUCUCACCAUCAAAUUGUCUCCCUUUUUUCAUCAGACUAUCUUAGAGGACAUUGGGGGCUAUGGAGCCUGGCAGAGAAGAUGGUGUGUGCUACAAGGAGCUGUGAUGUCCUAUUGGAGAUAUCCAGGAGAUGAGGAAACCAAGGUAUUUUUUAAAGUGAAUCCCCAAUUAUUUUGAAAUUUUGAAAUUAAAAAUUACAUCAUUUUUUAGUCCUGAGAGGUCACAGAAUGUUAGUUUGGGUCUUCAGAAGUCAUGGGAAAGGAAUGAAAAUUAUUUCCUAGGCAACAAAAAUCUAAGCAAGAAAUACUGUGUUUGGGACUAACCUUUGAAUCAUGUCAUACAGAACCUCUGCAAAAGUCCUGGAAGUGUUUGAUUUAAAUUUAUAAGUAACACAACAAGCCAAGAAAAUUGAGAUACUCUGACCUACCAAUUUUCCUGAUUUUUCUUACAAGGCUUGGACUCUUUGGCUCAAUUUACAUUAUCUAACAGUCGUGUUUCUUUCUGUUAAAGUCCCCAAUGGGCUGCAUCAAUUUGGCAGAUUGUAUCAGUGAAGAAGUCACAAGAGUGGCGAGAGACCUGUGUGCUCGUCCAAACACUAUGGAACUGAAGCUCAGGAGGUCUUGUGGUACUGAAGUCAAGUAAGUUAUAGUAUAGUCAUGAUAUAAUCAUCGUCGGUAAAGUUAAUAAUAGGUUCAACUUUAUUUCACUUGUAUGCUAUACAGUGCCAACAUUAGCAAACUAGUGAAAAGUUGUCAAACUAAAAAUUAUGGAAUUCAAAUUUAUAUGUAAUAACAAUUGAUUGCUCCUGCUUGAUUUGGGAAAUUAUUUUAGUUGCUUUUACUUUACUCUCUUCAUGCUUUACUCUUCAUUCCUCCUUUAUUUUUUAAAGACUCUUGUUUUAAAUGGGUAGGUGCCUUCUACCUCAAAUCCUCUUGAAAGACCUGUAUAUUACUAUCAUAAGACUCUUGUAUAUCUUCAACAUUUGUGAAGCUGUAAUGAUGACAGUGUUUUAGCGUCAAAAUUGAAAGGGAACUAGUUCAGCAAUUUCUGUUUGUUAACUACCAAAUAUAAGGUACCUGUUGGCUGCUGAUACCAAAAUGGACCGUGCAACAUGGAUUGACAGUCUAAAUGAAGCACUCAGAGAUGGCCGUGCAUGGACAGGAAAGGAUAAGGAAGCCCUGUACCCUGACUUGAGCCACCUACACAAUCAAGAUGUUUAUAUGUGUUCAAAGGCUACUGUCUGAGCAUUUUGGCUUUGGAUACAUCAAAUGCGCUUCUAUUGACCUUGCAAUGCCUGAAUCACCUUUGACAUAAAAUGAACAAGUUUAUUAUAAUUGUAAGUUUCUACAUGUGAAUUUUAGAGCUUGAUCAACUAUCAAUUCAAAUGAGUAGUUGAUGCUUGAAUGCAAUUGUCUUUUUGUAGACAUUACAUUAAAUAACUGGAAGAUUUAAGCCAAAUUCUGCAGAAUUUUAGAAAUAACUGUCACUUAAUAUAACUUUAUUUUAACAGAUGAAAUGUCAUGUCUUUUUGCACACCAGAGCUGUUGUAAAACACAAGUCAGUAGGAUUUCCAGUCUAGAGGAGGUUUCAGUCUUGUCAUAGCAAUUGCAUCACAAUGCUGUAUUCCUAAAAAACAAGAAGGGAAAUGUAAAGCUCAUGAUGGUCCUUAUAUCAUGGCAUUAUUUACCUCUCCCCUUAGUUUGGAUAGUAAAUGAAAGAUCUUAACUUUGUCUCCUUUGCAACCAUUCUUUGAGCCAGGCACUGCAUGGCAUUCCAAAGAACAGUUGCAAAGGAGACUGGAUUAUACCUUGGAUAUUCAGGGAAUUUUUGAGAUCAAUGUAUUUGAUUUCUGGAAAUUAGUCAGCGAUGACUCUUUCCAUCAACUUCCCUAUUACUGCAGUACAACUUUUGUUAGGCAAAACAGUGAAUCAAUAUUUUCAGUCAAUGGGCUAUAAAUUGUCUACAGUGAAAUUGAGAAUUAAUAGAUGAGAGGGACAGUUUUGAGCUGGAUUUACUACUUGCUGAAUGAUCAUAUUUUAAUGUCAAUAAUUAAGAAGAGGUGGAAUAUAAUUAAUAUAGUACACUUGCA
This is a messenger RNA of Pocillopora meandrina, 14451 nucleotides long. The record is from the annotation of a GenBank genome assembly. Lineage: Eukaryota; Metazoa; Cnidaria; Anthozoa; Scleractinia; Pocilloporidae.